Messenger RNA from Limanda limanda (common dab), 3445 nucleotides. RefSeq names its product serine/threonine-protein kinase tousled-like 2. The record is from RefSeq and is a predicted model, not a curated record. Lineage: Eukaryota; Metazoa; Chordata; Actinopteri; Pleuronectiformes; Pleuronectidae. Bases 469 to 2547 code for a protein of 692 amino acids. The transcript is spliced from 21 exons. Gene Ontology annotation, biological process: intracellular signal transduction; chromosome segregation; peptidyl-serine phosphorylation. Gene Ontology annotation, molecular function: ATP binding; protein serine/threonine kinase activity. Gene Ontology annotation, cellular component: nucleus.
CACUUAAAUCUCUGGAGCCCCGUGGCCCUGCUGCAGGGGGCUAUUAUCAUGUAUUAACCAUUAAGUGAUGGACUCUACCGAGGGGGCUGCGCUCGUCCUCCCGGUCCUAAUGACACCGGAGGGACCGAGGGAGGCAGAGAUGUGACAACAUCCGUCCGAGCGGCUUCAGAGCGUCGGCAGCUCCCGGUCCCCUCCGCACAGGAGCACCGCGGCGCCCCAGGAAACACCGAGGAUCAGGGCCUCCUGUCCGGAUGACUCCCACCCAGCCGCCCUGCGGAGCUAGCAUUCGGCUAAGCUAACAGAUGUCUUCCUUGCUUUAGAUAUAACUGCAGAUGGGAAACUUGACACGUCUAUUUGAGGCGUGUGGAGCCGGGGGCUGUUAAAGGGGGUUUGUUGUCACUGGGUGUCCGGACAUCAGCGUCUCUAGGACCGCGAGUGACGGUGACAUCUGCCGAAGCUCCUCCAGGCAUGAUGGAAGGACUUCAUAGUCAGGCUAUAAGCCUGGACCCACGCAAGCAGGAACUGCUUGAGGCCCGCUUCACCGGAGUUGGUUUGGCCAAGAGUUCAGCCAACAGUGAAUCAUCCAACCAGUCUGUGUGCAGCGCAGGAUCACUGAGUGAUAAGGAACUGGAGUCACCAGAGAAGAAGACCAAUGAACAGAGAAGCAGGAAGAGAAAAGGAGACAUCUAUGACAGCAAUAGCCAGGGAAAAGGAAGAGGACACAAAAUAAGUGAUUAUUUUGAGUUUGCUGGUAGCAGUGGCUCUGGCAACAGUCCUGCCCGGGGCAUCCCCAUGCUGGUGCGCUCCUCUCCACAGCACUCACUGUCUAAUCCUCUGUUUCAGCAUGGCAGUCCUUCCUCCACAGGCUCGGCCCACACAGACUCUUCAUCCUGCAGCUCUGUGAAGACGGCCCCCUCACACUCCUGCACACACAAAGCCACACAGUCAGAGCUGACGCUGCUGAAACUGGCGGCACUGGAGAGGAACAAACACUCUGACCUGGAGCAGAAGGAGGAAAGGAUAGACGACCUGCUGAGGGCGAACUGUGACUUGAGGCGGCAGGUCGAUGAGCAGCAGAAGAUGCUGGAGCGCUACAAAGAGCGGCUCAACAAGUGUGUGACCAUGAGCAAGAAGCUGCUGAUUGAGAAGUCAAAGCAGGAGAAGAUGGCUUGCAGGGACAAGAGCAUGCAGGACCGCCUGCGUCUGGGUCACUUCACUACCGUACGCCACGGAGCCUCCUUCACUGAACAGUGGACCGAUGGAUUCGCCUUCCAGAACCUAAUCAAGCAACAAGAGAAGAUCAACUCGCAGCGUGAGGAGAUGGAGAGGCAGAGGAAGCUGCUGGGGAAGAGGAAACCGCCUUCCAUGGCCCAGACGCCUCCACCCAGCCUGGAACAGAACAGAAGAAAGAGCAGGAGCAACGGCCAAGAGAAUGAAACGCUGUCACUGGCAGAAUAUCAUGAGCAAGAAGAGAUUUUCAAACUCCGAAUUGGUCAUCUAAAAAAGGAAGAAGCAGAGAUCCAGUCCGAGCUGGAGCAUUUGGAGCGAGUUAGAAACCUGCACAUUCGGGAGCUGAAGAGAAUCCACAAUGAGGACAAUUCACAGUUUAAAGACCACCCGACGCUGAAUGACAGAUAUCUGCUGUUAUAUUUACUUGGAAGAGGCGGCUUUAGUGAAGUUUUCAAGGCAUUUGAUUUGACAGAGCAAAGGUAUGUGGCCAUUAAAAUCCAUCAACUCAACAAGAACUGGAGGGAGGAGAAGAAGGAAAACUACCACAAACACGCCUGUCGAGAGUACAGAAUCCACAAAGAACUCGACCACCCGAGAAUAGUCAAACUCUAUGACUAUUUCUCACUUGACACAGACUCGUUCUGCACAGUCCUGGAGUACUGUGAAGGCAACGAUCUGGAUUUCUACUUGAAGCAGAAUAAGCUGAUGACGGAGAAGGAGGGCCGCUCCAUCGUCAUGCAGAUCGUCAACGCUCUCAAGUACCUCAACCAGAUCCGGCCACCCAUCAUCCACUAUGACCUCAAGCCUGGAAACAUCCUGUUGGUUAACGGCACAGCAUGCGGAGAAAUUAAGAUCACCGACUUCGGCCUGUCUAAGAUCAUGGAUGAUGACAGCUACAGCUCGGCAGAUGGCAUGGAGCUGACCUCACAGGGAGCAGGCACCUACUGGUACCUCCCUCCGGAAUGUUUUGUGGUGGGCAAGGAGCCCCCCAAAAUAUCCAACAAGGUGGAUGUGUGGUCACUUGGGGUCAUCUUUUACCAGAGCUUAUAUGGACGCAAGCCGUUUGGCCAUAACCAGUCGCAACAGGAUAUUCUUCAAGAAAACACCAUUCUGAAAGCCACUGAGGUGCAGUUUCCUCCCAAACCUGUGGUCACCACAGAAGCAAAGGCUUUCAUCCGACGUUGCCUGGCUUAUCACAAGGAGGAUCGCGUGGACGUGCUGCAGCUGGCCAGUGACCCCUUUCUAAUGCCCCACAUUCGAAAAGCCCUGGGCAGCAGCGCACCUCUGGCUCCUCCUCUUCCCUCCACAUCCGACUGAAGCGAGCUGAAAGAAACUGGAGUAAAACACCAGUGAGGACAAAAGCUACGCAGCGGCAUCGCACACUCUGAAGCUCCUCCUUCGCUGUCUCGAUGGCGAAGGAGCAGAGAGCAUGAUGGGACGGGGAGAUCCUGAAAGUGUGAAUGGAACCAAAAUGACGGAUGAUGUGGUUAUGUAGCAGUAAAUGUGCCCACCACCAUCGUCCAAAUGGUUAAAAAAAAAAAUUAACGGCCAGUCUCUGGCUGAGGGCUCAAUAGAACCCAAAGAUUUGUCCAUAUGCAUGCACUAACAAAAACUUUAGCUCAUUUCGAGGGUCUUUCUAACGAGAGAAAUAGUAAAAGCACCCAAAAAAUUGCACAACAGUCAGGCUGAGAGAUACGCCAUGUGUGGAAGAUCACCUGCCUGUACUCUGGAAGGUUUAGAAGAAGUGCUAAUGAAAGCUCAUUCCAUCCUGCUUGACAUUCAUCGUCUAAACUAUUUGAGAACUUUACGUGGAAACUAUCUUUCCGAACUAGAGGUUGGUUUCAAAGAUGUUUCCCUUUAGGUUUGAACAUGGCACUUUUUUUAGAAAGGGCUCCGACAAGCGAUGAGGAAGUGACUGAUGACCAAAGUUUAGGGAUGUUGUUGUGGCAGCAUUAGAGAUUCAUGAAUGAAUUUAUAGAGAAAUGGGAUGAUUCUGAGAAGAGCAACUGGUGUUGACCUAUUUUAAAGAGAUUUUACUGGAUAACUGGAAGUCGGCUUAUUAUUUUGAUUAAGUAAAUAUUUUUCCAUGAAAUUUACCCCUUCUAAUGUUUUUGUUAACCUUAAAUGGGGGGUGGGGGGCUGACUGAGUGAGUGUUGUGAUGAGAGGUUCGAUUCAACAGAAAUGAUUAUAAAACCAUUAAAAACGUUUGGUUUA